AUGAUAUCGACUUUAAUCAUAGUUUUUAUUUCAUUGCUCGGUUUGUCUGGUGUAUUUUCGAAUGUAGCCGAUUUCGAUUGUUUUGAACGACCUGAUACUGGAGUGGGUCGUGCUUAUUUUGAAGUUUAUGCUUGGCAAGCAAGUAAUAGAACAUGCACCAAAUUUAUUUAUGGUGGUAUGUUUGGUAAUCGAAAUAGAUUUGAAACAAGUGAAGAAUGCUCUCUAUCAUGUCAUGAUGCUGUUCUACGUCAUCAAUUAGAUUUUAAAGCAACUCAUCGUUAUAGUGCAGUUAAUCGUUUAUAUGAAUUAGCUCAAAUUGCACUUCAUUUAGAAAAAGUUGAUAAUGGCUAUUUUAAAUUAAUUGCUCAACCUAGUGAAAAAGUCCUUGGUAUAACUAAUGAAAAUGAUGGAACAGAUAUUGCACUGCAACAACCGAAUAAUACUCAAACACAACAUUGGGAUAUUAUUCCAACGGGUGAAAAAGAUUAUUUUAGAAUUAAAACACGAACAAUGCCAUACCGUCAUGUGGAUUACCUGUUUUUACAAGUUGCUCAUACUGAUGAAAUACAUAUUAAUUUAGCUAUUUUAUCAUCAGCACUAUCAUUUACACAUAUAAUAUCAAGAACAAUGAAAGAAGAACUUUUUACUUGUCCACCAUCAUCAAAACAAACAGCAAAAAGAAAUAUAACGUCAACUAGUGCAAACAGUCUUCCUAAUAAACGUCCAACUUCAUCAUCAAAGUUACAAACAACUCCAAUAACAAAAAAAACAUGUGACAAUAAUGAAUAA
This is a messenger RNA of Rotaria sp. Silwood1, 789 nucleotides long. The record is from the annotation of a GenBank genome assembly. Lineage: Eukaryota; Metazoa; Rotifera; Eurotatoria; Philodinida; Philodinidae.